CUGGCUCAACUUUAGCCACUUAUCUUCAUGGCUCUCUUACGCAUCUAGAUUGAUACGGCUUCCCCCGAUUCGUACACGCCCCUAGAACUUGGCAUCCAUCCGGAAGCGCCUUUCCAUUCACCCCUAUCCUAGGUAUUCAACGCAACAGGAGCAACGGCCUAGGAAAUGCGAUUUGCGACCCGCCACUAUUCGGCGGCACUGACGACCGCGCUCGCGUUAUCGGCGGCGGUUUCCGCACGGCGUUACCCGGACUCGGACGCGGGCUCGGGCCAGAAGCAGAAGGUCAUGUCCGGUAGCGGGAGAGGGGAUGCGGGAAGUAACCCGCUAGAUGACGACUUCGCCGCUUUUGCGCGGGCGGCGCUCGACCGCUGGCAUGUCCCCGGUAUAGCGGUUGCGGUGGUUGACAGGGAGGAGACUUGGACUGAGGGCUACGGCAUCUCCAGCUUCCCCUCAACCCCUGUAACGCCCUCAACGCUGUUCUACGGCGGCAGCACGACGAAGGCGUUCACGGCGGCCAUAGUGUCAUUACUCAUCGCCUCGGGCGAGCACUCGGUCUCCCCCUCCGGCCCGCUUAGCUGGCGAACGCCGCUCGCGCAGCUCCUCGGCGACGACUUCGUCCUAGCCCCGGAAUACGACUGGGCCGCGGCACACCUGACGCUCGAGGACGCGCUGUCGCACCGCACGGGGUUCCCACGCCACGACAAGGCGCUCGGGCGCCAGUACGGCGCCGACGCGCAUGCGGCUACCGUGCGCGACGUCGCGCGCAGCUUGCGGUACCUGCCCAUGGUGAGCGAGCCGCGCGUCGAGUGGCGGUACUGCAACGUCAUGUACAUGGUGGUAUCGCACGCCGUGCAGGUCCUGACGAACGAGUGGUUGGGCGACGUGAUGAGGGAUCGGAUAUGGGCGCCCUUGGGUAUGAAUGAUACGUUUUUGAGCGUGGAGGAGGCGAUAAGGGAGGGGAGGGUGGUGGCGGAUGGGUAUUAUUGGGAUUAUAAGGGGGAGAGGGAGGGGAAGGGAAAGGGGGGGUUUGUGGAGGUUCCGAAGUUGGGGUUGGGGUUGGCGAGUGGGGCUGGGGGUGUGGUGAGUAAUGUUGGGGAUUAUGCUAGGUGGGUUCGGUGUUUGAUUAGGGGUGAUAGGGAGGGAGAUGGGGAUGGGUGUACGGUCUUGCCCAAGGAGGCACAUCGCGAGUUGAAAAAGGUGAGGAUUGUGCAGGGGCCGGAGAGUAAGAAGGGGUAUGAUGCUCCGCUGGCGUAUGGGCUUGGUUGGGAGGUCGGGACGUAUAAGGGGCAUAGGUUGUUCAAGCAUAGCGGGGGUAUGGAGGCAUACGGCGCUUUGGUAUAUUUCUUCCCGGACUUGGAGUACGGUGUCGUGACGCUUGCCAACACCGCUGUGACGAGCAAUAUUGUGGGACAGGAGCUCAUUUGGAAAUUGGUCGAUGAUAAAUUGGGAAUUCCAAAGGAGGAUCGGUACGACUGGGCUGGCUUGGGAGAUAAAACGAUACAAAAAGCACUCAAGCAACCCGAAACCGCGGUUGAAGAGCUAUAUCCAGAACGUGCGAACCCGCCGCUACCUCGCACGCUUCCGCUCCAAGAGUAUGUCGGGGUUUACUCCCAUCCGGCGUAUCAGAACAUCACUAUCGAGUUAGUCGAUGGAACUGAUACUCCAGCUGCCAAAGGCUCAGCAAAAACGGAAAGGAAGGGAGCCGAAUUGAAGGCUAAUCGUGGAAACAUGGAGUGGCAGAUGAUGUUCGAGUUCAUCCACGUCUCGGGCGAGUUCUGGGCCGUGGUCAUCGAUAUGCUGAACACGCCCAACUCUCUCAACGGACAGCUGGCCCGCGCCGAGUUCGUGGUUGGCGUUAAGGGAAAAGUAGAUAAGCUGGAGAUGGAAUUCUUGGAAGACGGGAGUGAGGGCAUUGUUGUGUUUGACAGGGUUGCUUGAAAUACUGCUGGUGACAGAUCUAUAUUGUAGGAGUUGGUAGCGUUAUAUAAACGAAUGCUUUACAGCAAAAUGGAGCUACCUCUUUCAAGAGUGAACUUCAAAAACAAUGUCUGAUAUUGUAUCGUCAACUAGUGCUUAUGAGGCUUAUGAAAUGGACCUCGACAU
Messenger RNA from Annulohypoxylon truncatum, 2103 nucleotides. RefSeq names its product beta-lactamase/transpeptidase-like protein. Bases 166 to 1938 code for a protein of 590 amino acids. The transcript has 3 exons. Lineage: Eukaryota; Fungi; Ascomycota; Sordariomycetes; Xylariales; Hypoxylaceae. The record is from RefSeq and is a predicted model, not a curated record.